Hermetia illucens (black soldier fly) is the source of this 672-nucleotide messenger RNA. RefSeq lists its product as uncharacterized. The coding region runs from base 1 to 672 and encodes 223 amino acids. The record is from RefSeq and is a predicted model, not a curated record. The transcript is spliced from 2 exons. NCBI's taxonomy places the organism in Eukaryota, Metazoa, Arthropoda, Insecta, Diptera, Stratiomyidae.
AUGGCUAUUAGAAAGGUACAAGUUUCAUUAACAACUACAUCCCCUACGGUCGCGGCUCCUGUCUACCAUCGCAAUCUACAGUCUUCGAUAAGCGCCAAUGCUGGUAUCAUUUCGUCCGCAUCGACAGUGUCGUCGGUUCUCUCGCGAGUCGUUGAUUCCUCCGUUGUUGCAGAUAAUCAACGGAAUAAUGUGAUUAUUGCUGGAGGACGAACCGCGUGUCCGACGGGUGGCGGAACAUGUGGACUGGCAACUGGUGUGGGUUGCGGGGGAAGUGGAGUUGGCCUAGCAGCUCCUUGUUGUACUAACAACUGUGGAACGUCGAAUUGUGUACUGGCGCCAGUGGGAUUAGUAGUUCCUGCAGCUCCAAUAGCAACAGCUAGCGGUGUAGCCCCGAACAACUUGCUCUUUUGUACCGCCUGCAAUUCAAGAUGUUUUAUCAUUCAAAAGGUAGCUCCAACAGUGCCGGUGAUAAAGAUGGAUCAUGCAGCAGAGGUGACCACAACUGCAGCAACCUUUGCACCAAUUUGUUUCACCAAAAACGAUGCUAAUUAUACAAGUGAAAGCUUCCAUACACCUGAAAUAUGCUGGGAACAGUUUACGUUGCCACCUGCUGCAAGUGCGUAUCCUGACUGUAAGUACAAUAGAUACUUUAGACUAGAAAAGAUACUUUAG